UCGACAGUUCGGAGAUACCGUAUACCUGUUUCUGCGGGAAGGUUUCGUUUCUUUUAGAUGAGAGCAGAUAAGCUGGACGUUGUGAGGUUAAUACCAAGCUCUGUGUAAUUACACCAGACAAUUAGGGAAGAGAGCAGUGUCCAUAUGGGGAGUUGUGAGGAAAGAAACAGGACAGGGUCUAAACCUGUGGUGCUGGUGACAGGGUUUGGUCCUUUCGGGAUGCAUCAGGUCAAUGCCAGUUGGGUGGCUGUCAGUGAGCUUGGAAAGCUUGGAAUUACAGACGACGUGGACCUGAUCGUCCAGGAAGUCCCAGUGGAGUACGAGGCUGUGAAGAAAAUAGUACCUGCCCUAUGGCAAAAACACAAGCCCAGUCUGGUUGUCCAUGUUGGCGUGUCCGGGAUCGCUAGCGAGCUGACAUUAGAACAGCAGGCUCAUAAUGAUGGAUACUGUAAAGAAGAUGUUCAGCAGCUGUGCCCAAGUCACACGUGCUGUGUGCACGGAGCAGAGAACACCAUCAUAUCCAACAUCGACAUGCAGACUGUCUGUGAUGAAGUCAACCGCAGCUCGUGCGGUGUCAAGGCCGUGGUGUCACAUGACCCGGGCAGAUACCUGUGUGAUUUCUGUUAUUACCAGUCCCUGUUUACCAAUCGUCACCGCUCCGCAUUUAUUCACGUACCACCAUUAGCAAAACCUUACACGGCCUCUGAGCUUGCACAGGGAAUAAAGGCAGCCAUUUUGUCUAUGCUCAAACAGAUUACAUCCUAACCAGUGGAAAACCUUCAGAGGAGCUGAUGUUGAUAAACAGCAUAAACAUUUGUCAGGUGAAAAAAGAGUACAAGAUGUGUUGCUUGUUUAAUAUUUCUGAUGUAGCAGACUUUACUUAUUGCUUUAUGUAAGAAACAUUCAGUAUGUCUUGUAUUACAUGUUCUUCCUUGUAUGGGUUGAACAUCA
Liolophura sinensis is the source of this 951-nucleotide messenger RNA. RefSeq names its product pyroglutamyl-peptidase 1-like. Gene Ontology annotation, biological process: proteolysis. Gene Ontology annotation, cellular component: cytosol. The transcript is spliced from 5 exons. The record is from RefSeq and is a predicted model, not a curated record. Gene Ontology annotation, molecular function: pyroglutamyl-peptidase activity. Lineage: Eukaryota; Metazoa; Mollusca; Polyplacophora; Chitonida; Chitonidae. The coding region runs from base 145 to 765 and encodes 206 amino acids.